Molecule: messenger RNA, 2580 nt
Organism: Candidozyma haemuli
Lineage: Eukaryota; Fungi; Ascomycota; Pichiomycetes; Serinales; Metschnikowiaceae
Gene: CPH2
Product: Cph2p
Exons: 1
Coding region: 1-2580 (859 amino acids)
Molecular function (GO): protein dimerization activity
Source: RefSeq, a predicted model, not a curated record
AUGUCCACGGCUUACGACUUUAACGAUAACAUGUUGGACUUCGAGGAUACCGAUUUGUUUUUAUCGGCUAUACUGUCGUCCGUCCCUGCUAUGGACAAGUUGUCAAACCCUUAUGACAUAGACCAGAAUGGCUUGGCUGGUUUCCCUUUCACCGAGUCUUCGGGCUUCAUAGGCAACCCAAAUAACAGUCUCAAUAUCAAUCCUGAUCCAAGUGAAACUUCUUCCGAUGCCGUGUCGGUAAACAGUUCGUCUCCUUCCACUGACCGCUCCUUGUUCCCUUCCAAUAACCAGAAACAACGUUCCUCAUUCAGCUCAGCGUCGUAUUCAGAGCUGGUGGCCUCCUCAGCCUCCAAUGAAGGCACUCCAAAUACCUCCGUGCUGUCUCCCCAUACCCUGCCAGAAGGAAUGCCCGACCAUGAACACAAGACGAAACCAAUCAAUUACUCCAAUACCUACGUCAAGACGGAAUCAAAGGAUACUCCCGAAGCCAGCCCUGUUGCUCCUCCAAAAUCAAAGGCUUCUGCUAAAGACAAGGUCUCCAAGCCGGGAAAGCGCCCUAAGGUGUCCCAUAACAUGAUUGAAAAGAAGUACAGAACUAACAUUAAUACCAAGAUCUACGAGCUUCGGGACGCCGUGCCAACUUUGAAGAUUGCGGCUGGAAAAGCCAACGUUCUGCUUUCUGACUUGGAAGGUUUGGCACCUGCUGCCAAACUCAACAAGGCUUCUGUCUUGACAAAAGCAACAGAGUACAUUAAGCACUUGGAGAAGAAGAACGACACAAUGUUGUCCCAGAUUGCCCAGUUGCAACAGCUUAUAGGCGAGGCAAAUGCCAACCCUCCUAAUGUAAUGCCUAACCAGCCAUUGAGAGUGGAUGAGCGCCAACCCAACAUGGGCAUGCAAAACAACUAUGACGGUCAAUUCUCCGGAGGCUUUGGCUUUGCUCCCGAGAACAAUUACAAUACGACAGUGAACCAGUACGAUAUGCAAUCGGUUCCGCCACAGUUUGCUCAACAAGUCGGUCAACAAGAAGGAUACCAGCCAUAUAAUUCUAAUUGGAUGAUGGGAGGAUUUGCUGCAGUGAUGGGAUCUUCAGUACUUUCCAAUGAAAACUUUAAGGGGUUGGCAGCGUUACCAUUUAUGCCUUCAUUCUUGACCCAUCCAUCUCCAGCAACGUUGCAGUUACUCAGUAUCUUCAGAUUUGGCCUUUUUGUCUUUGGUAUCUACCUUAUGAUAUCGCCUAUCGUCAAUUUUAUCAAGAGACCAAGAGAUCCUAAGGCUCCAGUGGAGAGUCAAUGGGGUACUUGGCUCUUAGUUUCUUUGGGCUUACAGGUUCCUAAACCACUUUCCCAGAAAGAUAAGGAUCGCAUUCUCGCCCUCUUGAAUGGUGGAUGCCCUGAACCUUGGAGCUGGUUGAAAGAAUACGCCAUUUUAUGUUCUAGCGAGGUCACGUUCGAGACUUGCUUCUUGACCGUACUCGUCGGAACCAUAAUCACCACUCAGUUACCAAUCUUUUCCAAGUUGAUUGGACAAAGUCUUAAGACAAGAGCUGCUUUAUUACGCAAGCUUGAUACUGAUGACGAAGAUGCUGCAUUGAAGAAAUUAAGCCACUUGAUAAAGUCGACUGAUGGUGCUUCUUUAUUUGCUUCUGAAGAGCUCAUAACACGCGUUCUCAACCUCUCAGCAAAGAAGAACAUCCUCGCUGGAGUCAAAGGUGGAGAAAACUCUCUCGCUUAUGUUGAAGUAUACAAGCGUAACACAAAGGACGUCUACGCUAUAAUAUUUGGAUGGAGAGUGCUCGAUCUUUUGCACGAACUCAGUCUUUCUUACUUGGACUUUUUGACUUUAAAGCACAAGGAUGAGGGCACGAAGUCAGCUGAAAGAAGCUUGGAGUCUGAGAUUGAUGCUAUUGGCCAGCUACUUGAUAACUACGAGGAAGAGAGCCUCAAGCUGUAUUACUUGGCGUUGAAGUGUCUUAUACAUCCAGCCAGCACCCCUACUUUGGUGAAUGCGAUGAAAGAAAGCAUCAUGAAGACAAUGCUGAAUGUUAAUUCAUACUUUGAUGGUCAAGAUCUCACUGAUGUCGAGUCUUUGCUUGACAGUGAAACUGAAUCCCUGGAGGAAUCUUCAGAUGAGACGGAGACAGCAGAAGGCGUCCUUGAGCCAAAGAUAACCGAGACUGUCAAGACCCAAAAGUCUCUCGUUUACUCAUUGAACUUGGUGAACGAGGAAAAAUUCAUCGUCUUGGCCACUUCUUCAAUUCUUUUCUAUUUGCACAAGGAAGAUGACAAUGAAAACCUGAGGCAUUUAUUGAGACAUUUGAAAUUUAAGAGUGACGAGUUCCCAUUGUCAACACUCUCAUUUGCUUGUUUGAUGAAAGUGGUUUGUGGUAUGCUUGAAACAGGUGAAAACGAUCAAAGGAUUUCUUUGAGUGUGGAGGAAUCUGAAAUUCUAGAACUGUUGGUUAAGGCCAUGAGAGGAUGGCUCAAUGACGAUCGGAAAAACAAGUUCCUUGACCAUUCUUUCAGAAGCGAUUUGACCGACUUAGUUAUGACGAAGGGUAUGCUCCUUCAUAAUAUGUGA